Molecule: messenger RNA, 2158 nt
Organism: Brachypodium distachyon (stiff brome)
Lineage: Eukaryota; Viridiplantae; Streptophyta; Magnoliopsida; Poales; Poaceae
Product: 2,3-bisphosphoglycerate-independent phosphoglycerate mutase
Exons: 9
Coding region: 228-1931 (567 amino acids)
Biological process (GO): glucose catabolic process
Cellular component (GO): cytoplasm
Molecular function (GO): manganese ion binding
Source: RefSeq, a predicted model, not a curated record
ACUUGUACACUCUCCCAGCAGCCAGCUGCCUCGUCGGCGCUCCCAGACCCUUCGAGAGGGAACAAGCAUGGCUUGGCCCUCCAACAAAAUCCAGCCAGCUCCUCCCUCCGCUCGCAGUCGCCAGGCCAAAACCAAGCAGGACUCUGCUAUUUUUCGGCUGCGGCGGGUACCCAUCCGAUCCCAGAUUCAGGAAUCAGGAGCAAGUGAACAACUGAAAUUCGACCAUCAUGGCGCGCAGGGCGGAGGAGGCUGGGUGGAAGCUGGCGGAUCACCCGAGGCUGGGUAAAGGCAAGGUGGUGGGCGUGGUGGUGCUGGACGGCUGGGGCGAGGCGCCGCCCGACCCCUUCAACUGCAUCCAUGUCGCGGACACCCCCACGCUUGACGCCCUCAAGAAGGGUUCUCCGGAGAGGUGGAGACUGAUCAAGGCUCACGGGACGGCGGUGGGGCUGCCUACGGAUGAUGACAUGGGGAACAGCGAGGUCGGCCACAAUGCGCUCGGAGCCGGCCAGAUAUAUGCACAGGGUGCAAAAUUGGUAGAUAUGGCGCUCGCCUCUGGGAAGAUAUAUGAGGGGGAAGGUUUUAAGUACAUCCAGAAGUCCUUUGAGACUGGUACUUUGCACCUCAUUGGUUUGCUGAGUGAUGGAGGAGUACACUCAAGAAUUGAUCAGCUGCAGCAGCUGCUUCUGAAAGGAGCUAGUGAGCAUGGGGCGAAAAGGAUACGAGUACAUAUCCUCACGGAUGGUCGUGAUGUAUUGGAUGGCAGCAGUGUCACGUUCUUGGAAACGCUUGAAAAUGAUCUUGCUAAGUUACAGGAGAUGGGUGUUGAUGCAAGAAUUGCAUCUGGCGGAGGCAGGAUGUAUGUUACAAUGGACCGCUAUGAGAAUGAUUGGCAAGUAGUGAAGCGUGGUUGGGAUGCGCAGGUUCUAGGUGAAGCUCCACACAAGUUUCAAAAUGCCCUUGAAGCCGUGAAAAAGCUCAGGGAGGGUCCAAAGGCUAACGAUCAGUAUUUACCCCCCUUCGUCAUCGUUGACGAAAGCGGAAAACCGGUUGGGCCUAUACUGGAUGGAGAUGCUGUUGUGACAUUUAACUUCAGAGCUGAUCGCAUGGUGAUGCUUGCUAAGGCGCUAGAGUGCGAAAAUUUUGACAAAUUUGAUCGAGUCAGAUUCCCGAAGAUCCGCUAUGCUGGCAUGCUUCAGUACGAUGGCGAAUUAAAACUUCCAAGUCAUUACCUUGUUGCGCCCCCAGAGAUAGAGAGGACGUCAGGUGAGUACUUGGCAAACAAUGGCAUACACACCUACGCUUGCAGCGAGACUGUCAAAUUUGGUCAUGUCACAUUUUUCUGGAAUGGGAAUCGGUCUGGCUACUUCAAUCCAAACUUGGAAAAAUACGAAGAAAUUCCAAGUGACACGGGUAUACCCUUUAAUAUACAGCCAAAAAUGAAGGCCAGGGAAGUUGCAGAGAAGGCAAGGGAUGCCAUCCUAAGCAACAAAUUUGACCAGGUCAGGGUAAACAUCGCCAAUGGAGAUAUGGUUGGUCACACAGGUGACCUUGAAGCCACCAUCAUCGGCUGCAAAGCCGCUGAUGAAGCUGUCAAGAUAAUUCUUGACGCUGUUGAGCAAGUAGGUGGCAUUUUCGUAGUCACCGCUGACCACGGCAACGCCGAGGACAUGGUGAAAAGAGAUAAGUCCGGGAAACCGAUCCGUGACAGAAACGGAAAUGUUCAACCCCUUACUUCCCACACCCUGAAUCCAGUCCCGAUCGCCAUAGGAGGUCCCGGGCUUGCAUCAGGGGCUAGAUUCCGGGAGGACCUUCAGGAUGCCGGCCUCGCUAACGUCGCCGCAACAGUCAUGAACCUUCAUGGUUUUGAGGCUCCCAAUCACUAUGAGCCAACACUCAUCGAAGUCUCGGCAGCUCCCUACCUAAAGUCCUAAACACUUCAUCGGUCGGUCGUACAUAUCAGUGAAUUUGGCUCCCCUUUCUGCCAGUAACACGGUAUAGUUGUUCUCAUAUAUAACGUGGAUGCACGGGUUCCAGUGAUGGUUAUGUGCAGUAAAUAAACGUCUGCGUCUGUAUCUGAUAAACCUGUUGGUAUGAGAUGUGUAUCUGAUAAUCUGUUGGUGUGAGAUCAAUUAUUUGGCCCUUUUUUUUCCUGGAUUCA